ACAUAAAAAUAUAAAAUUUUAAAACAAUUAUCGUACAACAGUUUUUAAAACGUACAUAAGAUCAAUGUCUCCUGUAUCCCCCCUCUUCUUCCAAUUCCCUCUUCGCGCUUUAUGAUUAUGGUUCCUGAAGUAAUACACCAUUCGCUACGCGUCCAUAUCUGAAGACGCUUUAUCAAAAACUAGCGAAAUGGAAUCUUAUCGAAUUAUCAAUUUUAUUUUAUACGCUGACUAAUAAUUCCAGUAUAUACGCAUUUAUAGCUGCGUGAAACAAUUGUACAUGUAAUUUUAAAUCUUGUAUCAACAAAACAAAUUGAUUAGAAUAACUUGUUCUAUUUUAUUUAACAAAUAUUAUCGACAUUUGUAUAUUUGUAUUAUAUGAAAUAAAAAAUUUUAUAGCAAUUUAAAUUUACAUUUACAUAUCUGAUUUUUUAGUAAAAGAUUCAUUUAAUCAAAUUUUUGAAAAAGAAUAUUCUUGCUCUUACAUAAAAGUGUAAUUGAUUUUCAACUAUCACAUUCAUAGGUAUUUAAUCAACAUUUUUAAAAAAGAUAUAUAAAAAGAAAGAAAAAUAUGAAUAAAUAAAAAAAAUUAUUUAAUCUCAGAAAAUGGCAAACAAUUUAAAUUCAAUUUGUGAAGAAAAAUCUACACGAUUUUUACAAAUUCCUUUAAAAUCAACUGAACAGAUUUAUUUAAUCUUCUUAAUUCCAACACUGAUUGCUUGUAUAGUAUAUAUAAUUCAUUUUUCUGCUGAUUUAGUAGUUGCUAUUCAACAUUUUAAAGAAAAUAAUAUAAUAUGGGCUUGUUGUACCAUUACUUUCAUGUAUGCACCUGCAAUUGCAUAUUUUAUGUUAACUGUUUCAAGACCAGAUUGGUGGAUGUCAAAUGAUGAUAAAUUAACAAAGAGUAUCUUUUAUUGGUUUUGCCUUCAAUUUUGUCAAUUGGUGGGCUUUGUUCUUUUUGCUCUUUAUAGGUAUGCAAGUCUUAUAGUAUUAUGUAUUGAAGCUAUUAUUUUAACUGGAAAAGAAAGAACAGAGACUUUAAAUGUAGCAGCUACACCUGCAGCUAUAGAAUUAUACUUUUUUUUACAAGCAUGGUUUCAAGCAGCUCCUCAAGCUCUUUUUCAAACACAUUUACUUUUUCGUGAAACAUCAUUUCAUCAGAGUCAUCAAUCUGUUGUAAAGGUGCUUUCUAUUAGUAUGUCUAUCAUAAUACUUGCUAUUCAAACUACCUCAUUUCAAAGAUUUGAAAGUCAACGUAUUAAUGGUAGAAAAUUACCAUGGGCAAUGUGGUUAAAAAAAUAUUGUGUUCAGGAAUUUUGUGAUUUUGAAGAAAGAGCUCCUUUAAAAUUAUCAAAUGUAAAAAAAAAUAAUACUUUAGAGAAUUCUCUAGAACAAAAAGAAUCUAUACAAGUUCAACAUGAAGAUAAAGAGCAAUGUGAUCAUAUUUCUCUUGAUCGUCAAGUAUCUGUAACACCUCCUUUACCACCUAAAAAUGUAUAUAUUACACCACCUCCAACGCCUUUACGUGGAAUUACUACAGUUAUACCUUUGCCUAUACCAGAUGUACCAGCUCCACCAAGACCAGAUUCUAUUUGUACAGUUGCAGAAAACUCGGAAUCUGAAAAAUCAUAUAUUACUAAAAAAGUAUCUAUUGCAGCAACAAAAAAAAAUAAUACCAUACAAAAUUUAAAAGUUCCUCAACGAAAAUAUUCAACAAAAGGUUUAGAAGAAGAUGAUCCUAUAGGAAAAUUUUUAAGUUUUUUAUGGUGGUUUUUUUUUAUUCUAGCACGGAUACUUACUAUUGCUAUAUUCUAUGAAUUUUUUCCAUUUUACUUAUCCAUUGUGCUUAGUUUACAUUAUGGUAUUAUGUUAAUAUAUCUUUUUUAUUAUACAAAAUAUUAUGACAUUAUUACUUUUUUUCUUAAUCUGUGGUUAGGAUUAGUGUAUAUAAUUAGUUUAAUUGAAUACAGAAUUAAAUUUAAAUAUGCAGAUAAAUGGGUACUACCAUAUUACAUUUUUGUAUUAAUGCAAAAUAUGUUUUUAACAUUAUCUUGGUAUUUCUAUUCAGAUUGGGAUGGAUUUUGGUAUACUUAUGUAUUUUAUGUAAUAUUUGGAAGUAUGACAUUAUGUAUUUUAUCAACUAUAAUUUAUUGUGUUUUAUUUAAACCAAAGAAACAUAGGAUAUAUACAAGCUGACAAAUACAUAAAACUUUUUCAUGGUAAAAUAUUCAUUAAAAUGUGAUUUUAUAAAUGCUUUAAUUUUUAUAUAUUAUAUGAACAUGAUUUUGUUUCAUAUUUAUACAAAUUAUUAAGUAUGAAAUAGAUUUAUUAAAAACCUAUUGAUGAACGAAACAAUGAAAUAAUUGACACAAUUAAAAUUUAUAUAAUUACAAUUUUUUAAAAUUUGUAAAACAAAUUAAGGAAUUAAUAAUUAGAUGAUACAUUAAAAAUAUAUUUAUCAUACCUUAUAAAUUAGAUAACUAUAUUUAUAUGAAACAUUUAUAGAAAAAUCUAUUUAAAAAAUUUUUACAAAUAGUUACUAGAUAUGGCAGCAUAUUCUUUUAUCUAUGAAUUUUAUAUAAUGUUAUUUACACUAUGUAUUUAUAUACAGAAAUACAUUAUUGUCCCAAAAAUAAGCAACAGUCUUCUAGCUCAAAAUAAAUAAAUCACUAUUUUCACAUCUUUAUUUGAAGCCAUUUGUAGAAAAUGAAAAAUCUAAAAAUGAGUGAGAGACCCAUAAAAACAAAAAAUCAUAAAUUUUUACGAUCGAAUGAAUAGUAUUAUAUAAUAAAAGAAUAGAAUAUGUAUAAUACUUUCUUACUCUGGCAAUUUCUUUGUGAAUAUAUACAUAUUCUGAAAUAAAAAUAAGUUUAUUCGACCAACCAAUUGCUCAUUAUAUAUUACAUAUAU
Molecule: messenger RNA, 2907 nt
Organism: Apis florea (little honeybee)
Lineage: Eukaryota; Metazoa; Arthropoda; Insecta; Hymenoptera; Apidae
Biological process (GO): engulfment of apoptotic cell; apoptotic process involved in development; phosphatidylserine exposure on apoptotic cell surface
Cellular component (GO): plasma membrane
Source: RefSeq, a predicted model, not a curated record